This is a messenger RNA of Pelmatolapia mariae (spotted tilapia), 2775 nucleotides long. RefSeq names its product wingless-type MMTV integration site family, member 7Bb (gene wnt7bb). Gene Ontology annotation, molecular function: frizzled binding; cytokine activity. Gene Ontology annotation, biological process: neuron differentiation; canonical Wnt signaling pathway; cell fate commitment. Bases 404 to 1465 code for a protein of 353 amino acids. The transcript is spliced from 4 exons. Lineage: Eukaryota; Metazoa; Chordata; Actinopteri; Cichliformes; Cichlidae. Gene Ontology annotation, cellular component: extracellular region. The record is from RefSeq and is a predicted model, not a curated record.
CCCUAUUGUCCCACUGUGGCAAAGUGGGCGGAUAGCAGUGUCUCUCCCUGCCCAAUGGCAGGCACGACUCUCAUGAGAGCGGAGAGAGGCACUUUUCUGCCAUGCAAAAUCCCUAAAACCAUCAUCAUUCCGGCUCGGGAACCCACAGUACUGUGUAACAGCCUCCGCUGCUGAGAGAUGACAGAGCCAAUCUCGGCGCACACACGGCCCUGGGAGCUUGGAGCUGCGUAGAGUCGCUGCGCAAACACAAGGCGACGCAGAGCGAGUUUUUUUUUUUAUUUUUGUGCGGAAAAAGGGAUUUAAAGCCGGGGAUUAAAGAAGGUUUUUUUUUAUCCCUCCUCCUCUCAUCGUAGUCCGUCUCGUCUCACUCAAACCGAGCGUGGCCGUUUUGCUCAAUGUCAUCAUGAUCCUCUUCUCGUCGCGCAGUGUACUGCUGUCAGUCUACUACCCGCAGAUUUUCCUGAUCCUGACGAGUGGCAGCUACCUGGCCCUGUCCUCGGUGGUGGCUCUGGGUGCCAACAUCAUCUGCAACAAGAUCCCAGGGCUGGCACCUCGCCAGCGGGCCAUCUGCCAGAGCCGCCCGGACGCCAUAAUUGUUGUGGGCGAAGGGGCCCAGAUGGGCAUCAAUGAGUGUCAAUACCAGUUCCGAUAUGGACGCUGGAACUGUUCGGCGCUGGGAGAAAGAACAGUCUUCGGUCAGGAGCUGCGAGUAGGCAGCCGGGAAGCAGCUUUUACCUAUGCCAUCACAGCGGCUGGGGUGGCCCAUGCUAUCACCGCAGCAUGCAGCCAAGGCAACCUCAGUCAGUGUGGAUGUGACAGGGAGAAGCAGGGUUAUUAUAAUCAGGAGGAAGGCUGGAAAUGGGGAGGAUGCUCGGCAGACAUCAAGUACGGCAUAGAGUUCUCUCGCCGCUUCGUGGAUGCCCGCGAGAUUAGAAAGACCCCACGUCGUCUGAUGAACUUGCACAACAAUGAGGCAGGCAGAAAGGUUUUAGAAGAAAGGAUGAAGCUAGAGUGCAAGUGCCACGGCGUCUCGGGAUCCUGUACCACUAAAACAUGUUGGACUACUCUUCCGAAAUUCCGUGAGAUUGGCUACGUACUCAAGGACAAGUACAAUAAAGCUGUGCACGUGGAGGUAGUCCGGGCCAGCCGACUGCGCCAGCCCACCCACCUCAAGGUAAAGCAGACUCAGGGCUACCGUAAGCCCAUGGAGACAGACCUCGUAUACAUUGAGAGGUCGCCCAACUACUGCGAGGAGGACGCAGCCACAGGGAGCGUGGGAACCCAGGGACGCCUGUGCAACCGCACCUCACCACAUACGGACGGCUGCGACCUUAUGUGCUGCGGUCGGGGAUACAAUACACACCAGUACACAAAGGUGUGGCAGUGCAAUUGUAAGUUCCAGUGGUGCUGCUUCGUCAAAUGCAACACAUGCAGUGAGAGGACGGAGGUGUUUACCUGCAAAUAAGGACAUGAAGAGCUCAGUGCCAGAAAAAGUGACGCGCAAAGGACUAGCUAAAUGAGGAAGACGCGGGAGAACGAGCAGGAAGGUGUGUCUUCGAGAUUUUGAAGCGAAGAAAUGGAAUUUACACUAUCAGCUCUUCGAGGCAUCGUUUUGCACAGCAGAAUCUAUCUAAUUGCUUUUCCGAAAGUAAAUUCUAAUUAUCAGUAGGUAAUACCCCCAAAACUUUACUGUCACAUUGAGGUUGUGCUUAUGUACUGAUGUAUCCGCAGUGAAGUUGGGACUACGUGUAAAGAAUGAGACCCUCGGUGGGAACUGUGCUUUGCACUCUGGGAUUUGUAAUUGUUCGAUUGCAAUAUAACCAGACUUGCAUGGAGAGGAACUCACAGUAACCUGGGAGUUGAUCGAAGUGACAGCCAUUGUUAAGUGUUUGACGAGAAACUCUUUGUGGGUUUUGUCAUUUUUUCACUAACGGGUGAAUCUUGACAUGAAUGAAUAAGUGAAUCUUGACAUGAAUGAUACCCCUAGCUUGGCUGGGGCUAAUGGUGGAGGUCUGUAGAAAUGAAGAACAUUUUGUAAGUGUGGUGCAUCACGCUGCGCCAAUAUCUGAGUGGAGAACUCUGUUAAAACCCUCUGCUGCCAACUGGAAUAUGGUGGAGUAUGUUAGUUUUCCAGUCACACUGGAACUGUCUGUUCUGAACACUGAAAAUAAAUUGUCUAUUUAUGUUAUAGUAUCUUAAAACAAAACACUAACGGGUAGACAUGUCUUUUUUUUUGUACUAAGUGUAAAGAAAAAUACUUUUUAGAAACUCUGACUGGAAAUGUGUGUCUAUUAGAACAUGACCCCCCCUAAAACCCCUACAAAACCUAAUCUUUUCUUUAAAAAAAAGAAGAAGAAAAGAAAAAAAAUCAUAGCUACUGGUGUGUUGACAACAGAAGAGAUCUUUACAACAUGUUUCACAUGUUUCAGACACCUGGGCUCUACUAUGUUGUAGUUUAGCUUGUUUGCAGUCCUUUUUCGCUCCCUGAGCAGUAACAACUAUUUCAAUGGUUGUGCAAUUGACAAUGCAAUUGACAGUAGCAUGAAAACACUGCAGAGAUUCUUCCUAAAUUCAUUAAACAUGAACAUUAAAACUGUGCUGGAUGUGGAUGUGUUAAGUGCUGCACCUAUAUUUUCUAUUUUAGUCUAUGAGAACUAAAUGACUCCCAUUUUACUCAGUUUGAUGGUUCAAUGCUAAAAUAUCAACUGAAGUUUAACCUGCAGUUCAUCUUAAUUCUUUUUUUAUUGAUAAUUUUUUCAAAUUCAACCAAAGACU